This is a messenger RNA of Coccomyxa subellipsoidea C-169, 939 nucleotides long. RefSeq lists its product as hypothetical. Gene Ontology annotation, molecular function: beta-1,4-mannosylglycoprotein 4-beta-N-acetylglucosaminyltransferase activity. The coding region runs from base 1 to 939 and encodes 312 amino acids. Gene Ontology annotation, biological process: protein N-linked glycosylation; N-acetylglucosamine metabolic process. NCBI's taxonomy places the organism in Eukaryota, Viridiplantae, Chlorophyta, Trebouxiophyceae, Coccomyxaceae. The transcript has a single exon. Gene Ontology annotation, cellular component: membrane. The record is from RefSeq and is a predicted model, not a curated record.
AUGAACCUGGGCAGGAGAGGGGGGCAGGACCGGGGGUCCGCUGAGUCAGCACAGUCAGCCGCAGCCACUCCCUUCAGCACCAAAUUGAGCGGCGUGCAAAUCCUGGACUGCUUCAUCUACAACGGGGAGAUGAUCGCGGCGCUGCGGCUGCAGUACCUGUAUGACCACGUGGAUGAGAUAAUAGUGGUGGAGAGCCGCAUGACAUUCUCGGGGCUCAAAAAGCCGCAGCUGUUCAUAGAGCGGGACGCGGAGCUCUUCAGGCCGUACCUGCCCAAGCUGAAGUUUUUAGUCAUUGACGAGUACCCCGAGCCUGAUCAGGCAUGGCUGGACAGCAAAGCCCAGAAUACCUGGAUGACCGACCUGAGCGUGUGGUUUCGGGAGACCUACCAGCGCAAUUUUGCGGAGGGAUAUAUCAAGGGGAAAUACGCGGGGCAGAAAUACGUCGUGCUGGCCUGUGACGUGGACGAGAUCCCCAAGAGGGAAGUGGUGGAAGAGCUGCGCUCCUUCCGCUACGAGCACGCCCACAUCGCGCUCUAUUUCGAGCUGGAGUUUUCCUACUACAAUUUCAAUUGGACUGCGCAAUACCAGUGGUACCAUGCCUUUGCUGUCAGCGACGUGGGCCUUGCAAAGAAGUCCCUCGACGAUUACAGGCUUGAAAAUUCGCGGUACCACUUGCGCCACGACGCCGGCUGGCAUCUGAGUUAUUACAUGAGCAUCGCUGACCUGGCGCGCAAGAUCGAGAGCUUUUCGCACAAGGAGCUGAACCUGCCAGAGUUCAAGGGGGCGGAGCACAUUGCCGAGUGCAUAAAGACUGGGAAGGAUCUGUUCAACCGCGGGGAGCAGUUUGACAUGCUGCCUGCCGGGCCGCAGCUGACGGCGAGCCGGCCGGAGGGGUGGCAGGACUUCUCUGAGCGCCUGGCCAGGCUGCAGGAGCUGUGA